Molecule: messenger RNA, 7665 nt
Organism: Porites evermanni
Lineage: Eukaryota; Metazoa; Cnidaria; Anthozoa; Scleractinia; Poritidae
Source: the annotation of a GenBank genome assembly
UUAAUUAGGUCAGAACGACUCCGUCGUGGCCUCUAUGAUAUGGGUUUUAACAAACCUUCUAAGAUCCAAGAAACAGCGCUACUCAUGCUCUUAGCUGAUCCGCGAGUGUCUUUACUACUGCAUGACAUUGUAUAAUCUUCAAAAACACAUAAAAUUUCCUAUAGUUUUCACAUAAUCAUCAAUUUUAGACUAUAAAAAAACAAAACACCAGAAUUAUUUCGGCUGAAAUAUUUUUGUACCUGUUUACUAGAGACAAAAAUUAUGUGGGAUGUGAGAAAAAAAUUAAUGGCAAUAGACUAUUUUCGAUAGAUUAAAAUUCAUACUUGGCUCCGAGGCUUGAGGGAAUAAAGCAAAAGAUAUGUAUUAUUCAUUACUGAGCCUCAAGAUGAUUUCUUUUGUUUUAUUGGUCUAUUUUAUAACAGGAUCAAGUUUCUUUGUGGGUGUCAGGUGGCAAUAGGCCAUUUGCACUAAGAGGCCAUGUGACAUCGUUUUUAUGAAAAUGAAAGUUAUAUGAUUUUGCCUUCGAAAAACGAUUAGUAGGUCAUAUCUUAAAAAAAAUGAUAGCGAGUAAGUUCGUAGCGGGUCACGUGACCAAAAUGUGAUUUUUAAAAUUAUGAAUUACCUCUUUCGGAACACAAAUUUUGCACUUAAAGGAAAAUGUUGAAAAGAUAAUGUGGUAACGUUUACAGCACAUUUGAGCGUAUCUAUCAAACGUUAAACAAGAUAUAAGAAAAAGUAGUUCUGGCCGCCAUGUUGGAGGGCAAACAACAUGGCGGCCAAUACAAAUCAUACUACUUUGUUGAAAAAUCAGUGUCAUACCUUAAAUGCGUUUUCUCUCAAAUUUCGGGUGUAAGAUAAUUUUUAUGUGCUCUGUCAAUUUUUGGCAUCAGCAAGAUUCCAACUCAUUGUUUAAAGGAAGCAUUGGUCACGUGACCUCUCAGUGCAAGUAGCCUAUUGUAUGCCAUGUUUGCUUUGUUUUGUUUGAUGUUUAGACCUAACAAUAUGAUAGUUCAGUCGCAGCCUGGAACAGGAAAAACGGCAGCAUUGGUUUUGUCCAUGCUCAGCAGAGUGGAUUCAGCAAAAAACUUCCCUCAGGUAUUAUUACAUCAUACAUAUUUUAUUGAAUGUGUCAUUUUACUUCCUGUAUGACGUAUUGCUCGCUUUUUCUACACCCCUGCAAUCUUAAUAACAUACUCACAGAUUUGUUGAGGUACAUGUAAACCUUUAAACUUCGCAACAAUUUUGUCCGUAAACAUUUCGUCAUAGUAAGCUGUCCAUGGGUCUUCGGGGAUGGUCAACCAGGAAACAAGUCAAUUUUCACUUGUUAUCUUUAGGCCAGAAACAAACAUUAAAGUUUUAAUGAAUUUUUCCCCACGAAACUGAAUUGUUGCAAUGAACCGAUUGGUUGUGCUUUUUUCAUUUCAAGGUUAUCUGUAUUUCACCAACAUAUGAGCUUGCACUACAAACAGGACAAGUAGCAGAAAAGAUGGGCAAAUUCUGCCCUGAAGUCAAGAUUGGUUAUGCUGUGAGGGGGCAGGAAGGUGAGAAACUGGAGCCAGGCAAAAAAUGCGCAAGGUGGAAAGGCCUUUACAAACGGUUGAACACUGUUGGCAUUGAAUUUGUAUUGUACCGUUUGUAAAGAAUUAUGCAUACACUCGAAACAGUUUUUAGAGUUGUUAUUUUCUAUAACAAUAGGCAUUGUUUGCUAUUAGCCUCGUUUCAGUGUCAACUUAAGAGACUGGCUUGUAUAACGAGACAGUUGAUGUAACACUUGGUGGGAGAUAUUAAACAAGGCUUGGUUUCUUGGGCCGUGUGACUUCUUCGUGACUAAACAUUUUCUUUUUCUUUCCUCCUCCUUUCUACAGUGUCAAGAGGUCAGAAAGUCACAGAUCACAUAAUAUUUGCCACACCCGGGACCAUGCUAGACUGGAUUCUGCGUCACCGAGCACUAGACCCGAAAAAAAUCAAGAUGUUUGUGUUAGAUAAGGCUGAUGUCAUGAUAGAAUUACAGGGACACCAGGAUCAGUACAUUAGAAUAAACAAGUAAGGCUACUUCCUUUUCGUCGUACUCACCUAUCAUGUCUCCAGGAACAAAAAUUUGGUUUUAACAAUUACCUGCUUACCAAUUAAUUAACAAUUUUUGGAUGAGACAGUCAUGAUGAAGGCCGUGUUUUCCGUUAUCCUUUAAGAGCCUAGCAAAUCGACAUUUUAAAACUAAGAAACAGAAGGGGACCCUGAGAACAACGAAUUAAGUAUAAACUGCAACCAGCCCUUCAAGAUGUACAAAAUAUAUUAGGGAGCUUUUAAAGGAGAGCAACCAAUAUGUCAAUUCUAGAGUUGAACUGAAGCUCACCAUCCAAGAUCAGGAAAAGGACAUAAAACGUAAGAUUAGGAAAUCUCAUGUCGUAGUAGUGCAGUGACGACGAAGAAAUGUAAAGAGCGACGCGCGUGAAGAGUUGUUAGUCUUAUUAAAGCUAUUGCUUUUUUCGCGCACUGGUUGCCAUCGCCGUCCUGGGGCCUGUGUCUCGAAAGUCCCGAUAAUCAACGCGCCCAGAAAGCUGUUGUUGUUUACAUUCAAGACAGGUUUUAUCUAGGGUAUUUGAGGGGAAGAAGCUUCCCCCCGCCAAAAUGCCCAGCUUCCCCCCCAAAAAUAUCGUUAUCAAAACGCACCAGAUUGCAUGGCGCAAAUUCAUUUCAAAAAAUUUCCGGGGGCAUGACCCCGGACACUUCUAGGGAGCUCAUGACCUUCAACCACUCCGGACUUCUCCCUCAAACGAUAAAUCCUGGAUAGAAGCCUGCAAGAUUGAGGUGUUAAUAGUUUUGCAGAUAAACAUGUUAAAACUAUCAAUUAACAAAACAAGCUACACUUAACAGCUAGAACUCGCGCUUUUGUUCCUUAGAUUUUGAUUUGAAUAUUUACUUUGGGGCCCGAAAAUCAUACGUUUCUGGGAAACUGCCCGCCCUCCACUCCCCUUUGCUAACAAUAACACUUACUUCUCACUUAGGGAAAAAUGUUGGCUUAGGGGAUUGGUAGGUGUACAGAUUCCCAGAAACGUAUGAUAGUUACUGGGGCUUUCGAGAAACGAGCCCCAGGCUGCUUAUUACAGCUUCCUCGCAUAGACAAAAUGACGUCAGUUUGACUGACAUUUACAAAAUCUGUCUAAAAUUUGGGGUAACUUGACUAAUUUCUCCCGGCAGAAAAACUAGCAGUGAUCAGAGAUUAAAGACAUGCGGUUGUUUCAAUUUUAUUUUUUCUAUGUGACUUGUGCGUGUAAUCGAUGUAAACUGGCAUAACAGAGGAACAGAGAAAACAGGCCGCCGAUUCCAAUUUAUUCCACAGGUCACUUAACACAAAGUGGCUUGCGGACGUUUCCCAUCGCCCGCAACUUCGGUAGUAAGCUGCCAGCUGGAAGUAGCACUGUCCUUGUUGCCAAUUCUCACGGAUGUCAAUGAUUUAGCAUUUUGUGAGCUUUUUAACCUCGGCGAGAGGACCAUGGAUAGACCACGGUUUUACCAAGGCUGAACACGGUUUCCAACCAUCGCCUACCAUGGUUUGGCAGUGAUAUAACCAUGGUUUGACCAUGAUCAACCAUGAACGUUAAAUGGCACUAAGGUUGACCAUAACCAUACCAUACCUUUCGUCGACCGCAACUUCGGCAGUAAGCUGCCAGUUGGAAUUAGCACUGUGCUUGUUACCAUUUUCGCGAAUGUCAAUGAUCCAGCAUUUUGUGAGCUACUACAUCGUCACGAUACGUAUAAACGUACGAAAGUAUAAACGCGAAUAUUAAAUUUAUGAAAUAAUACAGAAAAGUCGUUACGUCACGUUGCUGUGCAAGAUUUUUGGAUGACAACAAACCGAUAAAGUCAAUUAAAAGUCUAUUCGCACUAUUUCAAACUUCACCGAUCUUACUCAGUUUCAUUUAAUUUGGCAAAUUUUGGCGAAAUUUUCUUUAGGACUGUAUCUAUCGUUAGAAAAAGAAAGCGACAAUUUUUGUGUUGUGUUCACCUACUCCUUAAAGCGGGCUCGCGAAAUUAGGAAGUUUCAUGUCGUAGUGGUGCCACGACGGCAAAGAAACGUACAAAAUAGAGUGAUGCAUAUGUAAAGUUGGUGUUUGUCGUUAAAAACAUACUAUUUUUGCCGUUCUCCUUGCCGUCGCCGUUGGUCUUGUUGUCAUCCAGAAAUAGUGCUACCAUGGUAACGUUACGUCACAUUUCUCUUCCCUAUUUACUUCCACUUCUUUUAGGACUAUGCCUUAAGACUGCCAAAUGCUUCUGUUCUUUGCAACCUGCGACGACGAGGUGAUGAAAUUUGCCAAGACCGUAGUACCAGACCUUAUCAUCAUUCGGCAGCGCGAGAGCCUGGAAAAUAUCCAGCAGUACUAUGUGGUGUGCCGUGACGAAGAGGACAAGUUCCAGGCCCUCUCUAACAUGUAUCACGUUGUGUCUAUUGGACAGGGUAUCGUUUUUUGUCACGUAAGUGUUAAAAAGUCCUUCCCUCGCUCUCCCUUUUUUCCUUUCCUGCUUCAUUUUUGCUCCUUAAGCCCCAACGUCCCUCGCCCCAGAAAACGAUCGCUACGCAGCUUAAAUUUUCGUGGUUUCCCCGCGAAAUGACGUCUGAGAAACGACGGAAGAAAUUCCAUACUGAUGACGUGUCACUACCCAGAUCCGGGUAGUGCUUCUGAAUGGUCGUUCCCAGUGGGAAAUUUGCUUCAGCCAAUCAGAAGCACUACCCAGUCCUGGGUAGUGACUAGUCCCCAGUAUGGAAUUUCUAUGCUCGUUUCUCAGACGUCCUUUCUCGGGGAAACCCGUGAUGCCCUUGGGAAAUGUUGGCGGUUUUCUCAGGCUAAAAUUUUAGUGGCUGUUCAAACGAUUUUCCCUUAAAUAUUAGCAACCCCAGAACGUCUUUCUAUGUUUUUACGUAUGCCUGUGUAAUUUCAGACUCGGAAGUCCGCCUCUUGGUUAGCAGAAAAAAUGACAGCGGAUGAUCAUUCAGUAGCGCUGUUGUCAGGCGGGAUCACAGUGGAACAGCGGCUAGCAGUAUUAAACAGAUUCCGCGAGGGAAAGGAGAAAGUGCUGAUAACAACUGUUAGCCUCAUAGGCAUUGAUAGUGAACAGGUAACUAAGUGUCAGCGCGCGUUGACCGCCAUUUAAAUCAGUCGAGACCACUGAAUACCCUUCCCUUUUGCCCUCUGUGUCCCCUCCACCCAGUCAAAGGUUCCUAAAGAUCGUGGGGCUUGCGCUUUUACCCCUUUCUUUGCCGUGUUUCCAACAGAGAGGACGUGAAUUUGCGCUGUUCAGCGUGCAUAGAAAGUCGUGUACCAUAGCCCGGGGCUAGUGGAUUUUGCUAUGAGGCUAGUAAAUUCUGUUCGGCCGAGUGAAGUUUGUUGGGGAAAUUCAAAUCACAUAAUUUCUGCCUAGACUACGAUGGUCCCUCAUUUUGCUCGGAGAUAGUUGAGCUCUCUUUCCUUCGCGUGUCACCUACCUCGCGGGUGGCGAAUUUCACGCGUGCUCGCGUAUUUCGCUCGCUCUACCAUAGGUGGCCUGUUAGUUCGAAAUAUGACCAUCGGCACACUUGCGUAACGUUCGAAAUAUAGGGAUUUGUAUGUUGAAAAAAAAAAAAACGAUUUUUCUAAAGUCUACGAAAGUGAAAGGAUUUGACAAAAAAAAAAAAAAUCGGCUUACCUCACUUAAGCUGUGUUUUUCUUCCUUCCUGUGUGGUUCCCGAGUCGAUCUAUGGCCAUUUACGCGUUUUAAUUGAGCUGAGAACAAACCAGCUCAAUUAAAACCCACAUAAUGGCCAAAUCCUUUCACAUUCGUCGACUAUAGGAACAAUCGUUUUUCUCACCAUACAGAUCCUUAUAUUUCGAACUUUACGUGACAGUGCCGAUAGUCAUAUUUCGAGCUUGGGCCACCUGUGUAUCCCUGAGGAAAAUCAGGGACUCGUAACCGUUUUAUAAGCUGUUCUGACGAAGUGAAAUAAGCAAGUAUCGCAUUACAUUUUAUGUCAGACUAGAGGUUAUGCGUCUCACUUGACGUAAGUUUAUACUGAAUUCAUGAAUGUAACACUAAAUGUCUCGACCUUUCUCGCAUUCUUUUCUCUUGUUGAUGGCAUUAUGAGUGUUUCUAUGUUAAUUUGUUAAUAUGGUGAUGCUGUAGAAUGGGAGAAUAGAAUAGCGAAUAGAUUACGGAGGGCAACCAAGCGCGGUAAAUUCUCGCGUGCUGCAUGGGUAUUUGAUGUUGUGCCAAACUCGAGAUACUGUAAUAGGAAAUACCAGAGCAAAAACUUAGCCAGAUCUAUGACAUCGCUUCAAUAUUUACCCAAUUUUGCGCCUACGUUUCUUGUUUUUUUUUUAAAUUCAAUAUUUAUCCAGCGGCAUCCAAUUUAGCAGAGCUAGUUUAAAUGGAGCCCUGACACAACACAAAAACAAAGACAUUAAAACUAGACCAUUAAUUAAGUUACAAAGGCAACAUGUACCGCAGGCGUUACUGUUUAAAAUGGCGCUUUAGCUUGAUUUUAAAUUCACUGAGGGUCUCUACUUGUCUGAUGAUUGUCGGUAGGGUGUUGUAGGUCCGAGCACCGUUUAGACAACUUAAAAAGUUUUCAAUGAACACGAAAUUCGGGGGUUUUAUAGUACACUGAUCAAUUGCUGUACUGAAAUUUUGUUAAAGAAAAUCUACAAACGAAUUGUGGUUUAAUCGCUGUUUUCGAGAAGGAAGCCUCAGAAAUUAAAAAUUAGUGGUUUUACAGUAAAGAUAAAUUUGUCUAAAUAUAAGAGAUUCAGAGUGGAAGGUGUCGCUACAAAAAUACUGUCGAGCCACCUUAAAUUACUACAUUCUGGUAAACACCAUUAAAAAGACAUUAGAAGUAAGGCUCCGAAGGCUCCUAAAGCUUUCGUUAAAUUAUAACUUACUACAGUGAAUUAAUAAAGCAGGUAAUAUUAAUUAACUAAUGGUGUAAUAAAAUAAAAUAAAAUAAAAUAAUUAAUUAUUUAUUUAUCCUGCUCGUCAAAAAUUUUUUCGGGCCAGUCAAAACGACUUUCGGGCUAGUAUAUGCUAGCCACAGCUUGUAAAACCGACUUGCUUGUAAAGCUGUAGCUGUAGCUUGUAAAACUGACUCUUCUUGCACCCUGCUGUUUCCAACUUCAUUGCUCUUAUCCCAUCUUGUCAAAUAAGGCAAAUGUUUAAAGUUUCUUGCGAAGCAAGUUCAGAAAAGGAAAAGAACAUCAUCGUCUUGCGUUUGCGUCCUUCGUAAAACGCGAAAUUAGGAAGCGUCAUGUUGUAGUCGUAACAAAAUUUGUGAAGCACGCGUAGUUGUUUGGAUUAUUUAACUUACUGCUUUCUGACGUUAUCGUCACAGCACCGUUUACGCUAGUGAGGAUUGGGCCUUAGUAAUACGAUGUUGUAAUAAUUUUUGUUUUGUUGUUGUAGGUAAGGGUCGUAGUAAAUUACGAUAUGCCAGUUGACCCCACGGGUACACCAGAUUACCAAACAUACUUACACAGAAUCGGCAGGACAUGCCGGUUUGGCGAGAGCGGCAUUGCCGUCAACUUUAUUGAAGGUCAGCGGUCUAUGACAGUCAUGAAGAAAAUCGAAGAACAUUUUGGCGAGAAAAUAUCGCUUUUGCAGGCUGAUGACGUAGAUGAACUUGAGAAACUGGGCAACUAA